AUGGAUUUAAAACCUACAUCAUUAAAUGAUAAUGAUAAGGAAGAAAAUAAUCAUAAAAAUGUUGAAAAAUAUAAUACAUCAAAAAGAGAAAGUGAAACAUUAAUAAAUACUUCAAAUAAUGAUGAAAUUUCUUUAAAAGAAAGUUUUAAUAUAAGGCGUCGACAGAAAAUUAUUAAGAAUAAAAAAGAAUUAAUACAAAGUAACAAUACAUUUUGGCAUAAUAAUACUAAAAGUACCAAAAGAAAUAUGGUAAAUGAUAAUGUUAAGGACAAUAAAAGUAUAGAAUAUAAAUGCUAUUCUGAUAGUGAAUUAUUUCAAAUAUUAAAAGAUAUUUCGAUACUUAAUGAUGGUAAGAUAUGUAUGAAAACAUUAUACCAUACAAUACGUCAAACAAUGCUUAAUCCUAAAAAUAGAACUAUUGUGAUGAAUGAAUAUCGUUUAAGUUUAGAUAUUAUAGCUAGUAAAUUUAUUUUAUAUGAGGUAAAAGAACCUGUCGAGUAUGGUUUUAUUAUCAAAAUUGCGUUACUUGAAGAUAUUAAAACAUAUGAUUUAGUAAAAGAGAUACAAAUAUUGAAAACAGCUUUUGUAAUAAUAAUGACAAGAAUGAGAAUGUCGUAUAGUGGUUCACUUUUAAAAACAACUCUUAAUUAUAUUAAAAUUGUAAUAUUUGACAAAUUAUUACCUAUUGAAAAUAAAACGAAAGAGAUAAAUGAUAUAAUAUUUGAUGCUUUUAAGGUUUUAAAAGACCUUGGAAAUUAUAUUCUUGAAACUAAUAAAGUAUUAUACGGAAAUUCACGUUAUAAUUUUGAAAAAAAUUUAUUGCAAUUAGCAGAAUGGCAAAAACCAUCAUACAAAAAAAUAAGAAUUUUACGUGAAGAUAAAACUUUGCAAAAAUAUAAAUAUUUAUAUCAUGGUAUAGAAGAUUAUACUGAAGUACCCAUUGUUGAUUAUAUAGAUUAUUAUGACAUGGAUGAUUAUAAUAAAUAUAUUGCUUCAAUAUUAUAUAUUGAUGAAUGCUUACAAAAUGAUCGCAAAAUGGAAAGCAGGUAUAAAGAAUUAAAUUUUCAUAGAUGUGAUAAUAAAAUUCAAGAAUCAUAUCUUGCAAUAAUUAUAAUGAUUAAUGGAUAUAAAAAUUAUUUUAAUUAUAUGAAUGAAGUUUUAGGAUUACAAUUUUUAUAUGAAAUAUUAAAAUGUACUUCAUCAACACUUAAAAAUAUUCAUUUUAUAAUUAUUGAUUUAUUAAAAUAUUGGUUAAAUAAUGUGGAUAUGCAUGAAAAAUUUAAUUUAAAUGAAAUAGUUAGUAUAAUAUUAUGUCCAAUAAUGGAAUUUGCUAAUAUUUCAAAUAUACGUAUUAGAAAUAGAAAUUCAGAACAUCUUAUAAUGGCCAUAAAUCAUAGUUCUUUUAUUAUAAAUGAAUUAUUAGAUUCAUGGUCAAUUGUAUAUUAUUUAUUUGAUAAAAAUAGACAAAAUAAUAAUAGUAUAAUUACAACAGGUAAAAGAAUUGAUGAAAUUGUUGAUAUGUUUAUUGAUGUACAUAUACAUUUUCAUGAAGGAAUACCAUUUAUAACAAAUAUGGUACAAAAAAUAUUAGGUAUGGAUGAUCGUAAAUUAGAUUUUUCUACAUGGGAUGAAGCAUAUAAUUUUUUUAUAUCAUAUUUAAAACCUGAUAAAUUUGAUGCAUCAUUAGGAAAUUUAUUUAUUAUAACAGAAGGUAUUAAUUUAAAAUUAUUUAUGGAUAUAAAAAAUGGAAAAUAUAAUGAGAUUGGUAUAACAAAAAUAUUUUUUUAUUAUCGUUUUAGUACAUUAUUAAAAAAUGGUAUGCUUAAAUGGAUUAUAUCAACAUCAAUUAUUAAUUAUGAUCAUCCUGAAACAUUUAAAUCAGUAUUACUACUUUUUAAAUGUUUUGAAAUACAAGCAAUGUUAUUCCCAAAUCAAUACACUUUAAAUUUAGAAUCAAUACAACAUAUUAUUGAUAUUCAUACUAAUGAUAUAAUUAAAACAACAUUUUAUGAAAAUGAAAAUUAUAAGUAUAUAUUUAGUCGAUCAUUAAAAUAUAAUGUUAAUAUUUUAACAAGAAGGUUAAAUGAAUUAUUAGAAAUAUAUCGCCCAUCUUUAUUAUAUAAAAAUUGUUUAUCUAAUUUGAAACAUUUUGUACCAAUAGGAAGAAAAGUAAUAGAAACAUAUUGUAUAGAAAAUAAUAAUAAUAUUAUAAAACGUAAUAAUAUUGAAAAAUUAUUAUUUGAAAGUAAUAAAUCAGUAUCAAAAAUUAAUUAUUCAGAUUCUAAAAAAAAUAUUGAUAAUAUUGAAAUGAUACCAAUUAUAAGUUAUCUUGAAUAUGCUAAUAAAAAAGGAAUAUUUAUAAAUUAUUUGGCUGAAAAUCCAAUUUUAAGAUUAAAAUUAAUAGAAUGGUUACAAUUAUCAAUGCCAAAUAAAGAAUAUUUUUUAUCAACAUAUCAAGUUAAAUAUAAAAUACCAUUAGAAGAACAUAAUCAAAAAAAAGAAAAUAUUAUAAAACUUUUUAAAAUAGCUAUAUCAUAUUCAAAAAUUUAUCCAGAUUUUAAAGAUUUUUAUAUAGCUUAUCUUAAAUUUUUUAUUGAUGAAUUUGAAAUUAAUAAUCCUAAAAGUAAUUCUUUAACUAUUAAUAAUCUUACCUAUCAACAAGGAUAUAAUUAUUUUGGUUUUUUAAGUUAUAUUUUUGAAACAGAAGAUGAAAGAUUAUAUGAACCAAUUAAAAAAGUAAUGUUAAAAUUUCUUAAAUUAAUUAGAGAAGAUAGUACUGGUGUUAUAACACAACUUAUUAUAUCAAUUAUGAAUUAUGAAGGUCCUCAUAGUAAACUUGCUUUUUCAAUUUUAGAAACAGCAAUUAUUUUUAAUAGAAAAAAAAUGGGUCUAUGGUGUUUAAAUUUUUUAAAUCUUCUUUUAAAUAUUACAGAUAAUAAUAGUAUUAUUGAAAAAAUCUUCCAAGUAUUAAGUAAUGUAAUAUUAGAAGUUAAUACAGAUUGUGUAUUACGUCUUUUAGAAAUAAUAGUUUGUCAUCGAAAAAAAAUUAAAGAUUAUGAUCAAUUAAGUAAUAUUCAACAUAUUAAUAAUAUUGAAAAAAUAGAUUACUAUAAUUUAUUUGCCAAAUAUUUACCAUAUUCAUAUGAAAAAUAUUUUAUAGAACAUUUAGAUGAAGCAAAAAAAGAUUUAAAUGAUUUCAUUGAUUUAUAUUUUUCAAAAUUAUAUUGUUAUAUUAAAAAUAUAAUUAAUAAUGAACUAGAUUCAAGAUAUAAAAAAAAUUCUAAAGGAAAAUUUGAAAGAACGCAUUUUACAAAAAAAACCAACAAAUCAUUUACUAUACCAUAUACAAUUAUCGACAUGUUUACGUCACAUGAAAUUGGUACGCAAUUUAUUAUUCAACAUGAUAUAUUUUCAAAAUUUUAUAAAUAUAUUGAGGGGAUGUAUGCCUAUACACAUGACAAUAUUAUAGAAUCAUCAAUAUUAUUAAUUGCAAUAUACAUGAAAAAUAUUUCAGAAUCUGAUCAUAUUAAAUAUAAAAAGGAUGGAAUUAAUGAUUAUAAAAAUGCUAUAGAAACUUUUACAAAUAUUUGGACAUCAUCAAAAUUAAUUCACUUAAGAGGUCUUGCAUUAUAUGCCUUAAAUAUAAUUCCCAAUUCACUAAAUUUUAGUCAUUCAAAUAAGACUUUUAUAAAUACUAUUUCAAUAUAUAAUAAUGAUAUAUAUGAAUAUGAUGGAAUAAUAAAUGAUGAUGGAUAUAUGGAAACAACUGAUUUAUCUUCUAUCAAUUUUUUAAAUAAACAAGAAUAUAAAAAAUUGGAUGAUUUUUUUAAUCAAACAAAUUAUAAUUUAACAGAAUGUCCUCUUAAUCACUUAAUAUUACCACUAAAUAUUAGUAAUUUUUAUUAA
Messenger RNA from Strongyloides ratti, 3906 nucleotides. RefSeq lists its product as hypothetical. Bases 1 to 3906 code for a protein of 1301 amino acids. The transcript has 4 exons. The record is from RefSeq and is a predicted model, not a curated record. Lineage: Eukaryota; Metazoa; Nematoda; Chromadorea; Rhabditida; Strongyloididae.